AUGGCGUCAGACAUCCUCCUCAGUCGGGACGCAGGCUUCGGACAGAUCGCCGCAUUCUCCACCGGUAAGGGACCGGAAGACAGUGCAGGUACAAAUCGUCGCUCACAAAAAAGACAAGGACAUGGUAUGGCUGAUAGCCGCGUACGACGCUGGAUCCUACCACCUCAAGUCACAUUCCUCAGCAGUGGAGGGCAAAUUGUGACAGAGGGCAUCGACGACCAUGGAAGACCUGGAUUUGGUGUCCACUAG
This is a messenger RNA of Penicillium oxalicum, 249 nucleotides long. RefSeq lists its product as uncharacterized. NCBI's taxonomy places the organism in Eukaryota, Fungi, Ascomycota, Eurotiomycetes, Eurotiales, Aspergillaceae. Bases 1 to 249 code for a protein of 82 amino acids. The transcript has 2 exons. The record is from RefSeq and is a predicted model, not a curated record.